Pleurotus ostreatus (oyster mushroom) is the source of this 456-nucleotide messenger RNA. RefSeq lists its product as uncharacterized. NCBI's taxonomy places the organism in Eukaryota, Fungi, Basidiomycota, Agaricomycetes, Agaricales, Pleurotaceae. The transcript is spliced from 4 exons. The record is from RefSeq and is a predicted model, not a curated record. The coding region runs from base 1 to 456 and encodes 151 amino acids.
AUGGCCCCCAGUAGAUCUACUCUAAACUACCUCAUCAAGGUCUGCCGGACGAAGGUCCUCCACCUCUCGUUCUACCCAAACUGUUAUCUUUCAUGUUCUGAGGAUACUUUCAAGCUGGAAAUCAGUAGUGGCUCUAAGUAUUGGGUUGGCGAUAAGUUUGGCGAAAUCUGCGGGGGCACCAAUGGUGGAAGAGGAAACAUUAAUCAGGAGAUCACCAUGCCCAAAGCGAACAUGUCAGCGAUUUUGGCGAAGUACGAAGGGAUGGUCGGUGCAAUGCCUGUGGCGCUUCGAUGGCAGGUCUCCGGAGAACUCGAUCAGAUGCUUGAUAAAAUCGACAAGGCAAAAGAACUAACCGAAGGCUUAUUGCAAGACUUGACAGCCAAAUACGGCUUCGACCCCGCCCAGGCAUGGCGGGCGCUGAAUCUUCAACAGCAAUUAUUAUUAACCUCGCUGUAA